This is a messenger RNA of Nestor notabilis (Kea), 1811 nucleotides long. It is a transcript of the gene PPP4R3B, whose product is annotated as SMEK homolog 2, suppressor of mek1 (Dictyostelium). Gene Ontology annotation, cellular component: nucleoplasm; protein phosphatase 4 complex. Gene Ontology annotation, biological process: DNA damage response; protein dephosphorylation. The annotation marks the transcript as partial. The transcript has 12 exons. Lineage: Eukaryota; Metazoa; Chordata; Aves; Psittaciformes; Psittacidae. Gene Ontology annotation, molecular function: protein phosphatase activator activity. The record is from RefSeq and is a predicted model, not a curated record.
UUGUGUUCCUCUUGUGUGUCACGCAGGAAGACGAGAAAUUUUUGUCUGAAGUUUUUGCACAGUUAACAGAUGAAGCUACAGAUGAUGACAAACGGUGUGAACUGGUUAACUUUUUCAAGGAAUUCUGUGCAUUUUCCCAGACGUUACAACCUCAGAACAGAGAUGCUUUUUUCAAAACGUUGGCAAAGUUGGGAAUUCUUCCAGCCCUUGAGAUUGUAAUGGGAAUGGAUGAUCUGCAAGUUAGAUCUGCUGCUACAGAUAUAUUUUCUUAUCUAGUAGAAUUUAGUCCAUCCAUGGUCCGAGAAUUUGUAAUGCAAGAGGCUCAGCAGAGUGAUGAUGAUAUCCUCCUCAUCAACGUGGUCAUUGAGCAGAUGAUCUGUGACACCGAUCCCGAGCUCGGGGGAGCCGUGCAGCUGAUGGGGCUUUUGCGGACUCUGAUAGAUCCAGAGAAUAUGUUGGCCACAGCUAAUAAAACAGAAAAAAGUGAAUUUCUCAAUUUCUUCUACAACCAUUGUAUGCACGUUCUCACUGCACCGCUUCUGGCCAAUACAGCAGAAGAUAAAUGUGAAAAAGAUGCAGUAGUUGGGUCCACGAAGAGUAAUACAAUUUGUCCUGAUAAUUACCAAACGGCACAACUACUUGCCUUAAUUUUGGAGCUGCUGACUUUUUGUGUGGAGCACCACACGUAUCACAUCAAGAACUACAUUAUGAACAAAGAUUUGCUAAGGAGAGUACUGGUCUUGAUGAAUUCAAAACACACCUUUCUGGCCUUGUGUGCUCUUCGCUUUAUGAGGAGGAUAAUUGGCCUAAAAGAUGAAUUUUAUAACCGUUACAUCACCAAGGGAAACCUGUUUGAACCAGUUAUAAACGCUCUGUUGGAUAAUGGAACUAGGUACAAUCUGCUCAACUCUGCUGUGAUUGAGCUGUUUGAAUUCAUCAGAGUGGAAGAUAUUAAGUCCCUUAUUGCACAUAUAGUUGAAAACUUUUAUAAUGCACUUGAAUCUAUUGAGUAUGUUCAGACGUUCAAGGGACUGAAGACAAAAUAUGAGCAAGAAAAAGACCGACAAAACCAGAAACUGAACAGUGUUCCAUCUAUAUUGCGUAGCAAUAGAUUUCGCAGAGACGCAAGAGCCUUAGAGGAGGAUGAAGAAAUGUGGUUCAAUGAAGACGAAGAGGAAGAAGGUGAAGCUGUUGUGCCUCCAGUUGAGAAGUCCAAACAGGAGGAUGAUUUUCCAGAUAGCUAUGAAAAAUUUAUGGAAACUAAAAAAGCUAAGGAGAGUGAAGACAAAGAGAAUCUUCCAAAAAGGACUUCAGCUGGGGGAUUCAAAUUCACUUUUUCCCACUCAGCCAGUGCAGCCAAUGGUGCAAACGGUGCAAACAGUAAAUCUGUGGCAGCUCAGACGUCACCAGCAAGUUCCAACGGCUCCUCGUCAAAGAACGCGACCCUGACCACAGCGGUGACAGCCACCAAGGGAAGUCUAGUUGGCCUCGUGGAUUAUCCUGAUGAUGAAGAUGAUGACGAAGAGGAGGAGGCGUCUCCAAGAAAAAGACCUCGUUUGGGUUCAUAAAUGAAACCAAAACUUUGGAAUAAAAACUUUUUAUUAUGGGGUUUCAAAUGCUGCAACUGUUUUAAGAGCUAAAAGGAAUCUGAUUCAGAAAGCUUUCUCCCAUGAGUAUAUAAGUAAUACAAGGAGUAGCAAAAGAAACUCAGUGUAUCAGCUAGAAAGGGUUAGUUCUGUAAACACAAAGCUUCCAAGGAACUGAAUAUCUUUCUAGUAAGUCAGGAGUCUGCCAUUCAGGCUGUCAACAAA